Molecule: messenger RNA, 2603 nt
Organism: Rosa chinensis
Lineage: Eukaryota; Viridiplantae; Streptophyta; Magnoliopsida; Rosales; Rosaceae
Exons: 2
Coding region: 87-2483 (798 amino acids)
Biological process (GO): meristem maintenance; meristem development
Source: RefSeq, a predicted model, not a curated record
UCUACUCUGUACUAUCCAAAGUUCCAUACCUUUCCAAAAGGAAGUCAAAACCGUCGCUCCGUUGAACCCAAUAAUUUUCAGGCGAAAUGAUCGAAGCCGUGGAGCAUUCCCCUCAGUCCAAAAGGCCAAAACUUUCUUUCUGUUCUAGCUACAACCAAACACCACCGGAAACCAUGAUUGAAGAGAAACAAGACCUCAUGAUUUCACCAACUGGCGGAGACCCAUUUCACAAAACAGCCCACUUCCUCAAACCCACUUCGCCUUCCUCCAUUGAUGAACCUUUUCUCAAGCUCCCUGAUUCCUUCUCUUCCCUCCCUCCACAUUUUGACCCUACAAGUUGGAAUUUGAAAGUUGAAUUCCCUGGAUGGCAACACGGUCAGAAAGAAUGGAAAGCUUGGGUUGAUCAAUUGGCUCCACUUCACCAAUCUACAUGGAAGAAAGCUGAGAAAUGGUGCUCUGAAACCAACACCUUCAUUUUUCCAUGGGGUGAAACCACAAUCACAUUGGAGGAUGUUAUGGUUUUGGGAGGCUAUUCGGUUUUGGGAGACUCUAUUUUCAGUCCUAUUCAAACCAGAGAACUGAAAGAAAUAGAAGACAAACUUGAGAAAGUGCGAAGGGAGAUUAUUAGAAGAUGUAAGAAGGCCCGGACAAGCACGUGGUUCAAGAAGUUCAUCAACAGUGGGAGUGAAUUCGAGCACGAAGCAUUUCUUGCCUAUUGGCUGUCCAGGUAUGUUUUCAACAGUCGAACAGUUUAUAGGCAUGUUUUAUCGAUUGCAAUUCAUUUAGCUAGGGGAACGAAAAUUUCGCUUGCACCAUCUGUUCUUGCCAGCAUUUAUAAAGAUUUGGGUUUACUGGGAAGUGCAAUUGUAGAUUUAAGUAAACUAACGAGUAGUGAUGAUACUAUAGAAUUGAACCUCAGUUCACCAUUGCAGUUUGUUCAAGUUUGGGCAUGGGAAAGAGUGUUGGAACUUAGUCCAUUGGCCAAUGUUGUCAAUAAUGCUGAGCCAAGAUUGGCUCGAUGGGAUAGAGUGAAUGGUUUAAGUGUGAAAGAUUUGAGGAGGGUUUUAGACUAUGCCGGAGAGGAUUUCAUGUGGCGCCCUUAUGCCAUGGCCAUUGAGAACUCAAAUUUUCCAAAAUACUAUUUGGAAAAGGAAAAAUGGAUUGGUCCUGGUUUGGAUGAUGAGUACCUGUCAUUUGCCAUAUGCUUGAGGGCGACUGAGUUAAACGGAAUUGGUACUACAGAGCAAUACCUUCCGCAUAGGGUAGCUAGGCAGUUUGGAUUUGAUCAAGACAUUCCCAGUUUUGUUGCUCGAGCCGAUGAUGAUUAUGAUAUUCUCUCUGGAAAAGAAAAUCCUCAUAUAGCCUGGAAACAUCACAUCAAGGAGAUUAAGAAGCUAAAAUUGUAUAUCCCAUCUAGGCUUUCUGAGGCAGAUGUGAGCACAAGAUACAUGAUAUGGUGGGAGGAAACAGUAUCAGGUCUCAAACACAUCACUGAGCCUAGGAUGCCACAAAAGAAGAAAGCAAAUACUACUGAGGGAUCACUACUGACGGGUAAACAUGGUCCAAUGUAUCCUGGUUUUCCACGCAAGAAAGUUGCUGGGUCAAAGGAAAGGAUAAGAAUUGCUGAUUUCACCAUUCCUUCUGUUUCAAAUGGUAGCAAUGAAGGUAAUGAUUCUCUUGUUCCUCCAGGAUUUUCUCCCACAAGUAAUAGGAUGAAAGCUGGAUAUCCUAUGGACGAAGAUGAACUAACUAUAUCAGAAAUUUUGGAAAUAAGAAAGAAGCAUAAUGUUGAAAUCGGAAAAAGGGGUGAUGAUUCAAUUCCUGGUGAAAGUUCUGCUGAUAUUAUGAUGCCAGAAAGAUUGGAGAAAGAGGAUAUGCUGAAUCCAACAUUGCUGUGUAGAUGUAAGCACAAGAAGAACCUGAAAAAUGUAACGGUGAGUAAUGUAAGCAAUCCAGAUAAUGACAUGAUAAGCAUUAUUGGCAAUGUAUGGGCUAGCAGGGUCGAGAAACAGGUCUCAGAGCUUAAAAAUAUUGUGAGAAGCUUAAAGAAAACAGAAGUUUUAAAAUAUCAUAAGAAGCACAAAAUUAUUGAACCUAGAAAAGGUGGUGACAGCGUGAAGUUAUCAGGUGAUGUUCAAAAUCUGGCAUCCUCGACUCUGGAAGAAGGUUCUGUACGUUCUAUGCUAUCAGAGAGAUUUGAGAAAGAGGUUCUGUUGAGUGAAGCUGAAGCUUUGAUUGGUAGAUCCAAGGCCAAGAAAAACCUGGAAAAUGUCAAGGGAUUUAAUGCAACAUGUCCAGGUAACCAUACGGUAAGUAUCAUUUGUAAUGGUAGUUCUAGCUGCAGCUCUGCAUUUGAGAAACUAUAUUCCUCAAAGGAGUUCCAGAGCCAGUUUUCAGAGCUUCAAGCUACGGUUACCAGGCUUGAAAGUGUGGUUGAUGUGUCACAAGAAAACACAAAUAGAGCAGGUUUUAGUAACUGCUAAGGAACAAAGCCCUCUUCGGAUUCUGUAUCACUAAGACCAAGUUUUUCUUACUAAUGUAACUGAUGGAUACUUUAUUUUCCUCACGUUUGCACGAUGCUUAACAAAAGAAUGAAUGUGUCU